Salvelinus fontinalis (brook trout) is the source of this 2739-nucleotide messenger RNA. Its product is annotated as active breakpoint cluster region-related protein-like. The transcript is spliced from 22 exons. Gene Ontology annotation, cellular component: membrane. Bases 90 to 2624 code for a protein of 844 amino acids. Gene Ontology annotation, biological process: signal transduction; positive regulation of GTPase activity. The record is from RefSeq and is a predicted model, not a curated record. NCBI's taxonomy places the organism in Eukaryota, Metazoa, Chordata, Actinopteri, Salmoniformes, Salmonidae. Gene Ontology annotation, molecular function: guanyl-nucleotide exchange factor activity; GTPase activator activity.
GUGUUCUCAUUUUCUCCUCUCUUGAGACAGUCUCACAUUCACUUAGCCCAGACACUCACUGAGAGUGUUGCAGAUAGGACAUUAGAGCUAUGGAGGUCUUCAUGGAGGCAGCUGCCUACCUUGAGUCACAGCAUAUUCCAGUGGAGGCUGUAGGUGAGCCAAGUCCUGAUCCACUGCAGGAGGAUGUGUUCCCAGAGGAGGAUUUGUUCUCCCCCCACCAGACAGACAGCAUGGACCUGCCCGACACCCCCGUCCUGCGUACCCCUGGAGAGAUGCUGGAUAAGAGGCUCAUGGUGCUGAGAACUAUCCUGGACAGUGAGAAGCUCUUCCUCAACGAGCUGGAGACACUGCUGAUGCCUAUGAAGGCUCUAAAGGCCACAGCAGGGACGUCUCAGCCGGUUCUGUCCAGCCAGCAGGUCCAGAUUGUGUUCUACCAGGUUCCUGAGCUCAGAGACCUGCACAGAGACUUCUACACUGGCAUGAGGGACCGCCUGGGGCACCUGGAGCCACAAGCACACCCUCCGACAGGGUCGGAGCAGGGGGAGGCGAAAGAGCAAGGCCAAAGCGGCUACCAGCUAAUGGUUGGAGACCUCUUCCUAAAGAUUUUGAGCCAGCUAGGUGUGUAUCGUGGAUUCAUUGAUAACUAUGAGAGUGCUGUUGAGAUCGUGAGGAGGUGUACUCAGACUGACCAGCGCUUCAGGAUACUGGCCGAGAGUAUGAUGUCUCAUAAUGGAUCAGACAGAUCUAAAACGAAAUACACCUUUGAGGCUCUCCUGUACAAGCCUCUGGAGAGAAUCACCAAGACAACCCUAGUGCUGCAUGACCUGUUGAAACACACUCCCCAGCAGCAUAGUGACCACCCCGUGCUGCACGAGGUUCUGAGACUGUCCCGGAGCUUCCUGUCUGGGGUCAACGAGGGAUCACAGUGCAAACGAGAGGUCACCCUCAGCAGAGGCAUGCGGCGCCAGCUGAUUCGUGACGGCUUCGUGGUGGAUGUGUGUGAGGGGGGGCGUAACCUUCGCCAUCUCUUCCUGUACACUGACCUGCUGCUGUGCACCAAACUCAAGGGCGGUGCCCAAGGUAAGCAGGCCCAGUACAGGUUCUGUUGGUACCUGCCUCUGGCUGGACUGAAACUCCACUGGGGACCAGAGAUGGAGCGCACUACAGACACACACCACCGCAUACACGCCACGAGAGCCAAGAUGUACCUGCUUAGACACGAGCUGCGACAGACAAUGAAGCUUGUCCCACAGAAGUGCUUGGCAGCUCGUACUAUAGAGCGAAGCAGAUGGAAGAAGAUGGAGCAGCUUGAACUGAUGAUUCUGACACACUCUCCUCUCCUCCCGCUGGAACUACACAGCCCCAGCGGAAAGAGCCACACUUUGGUGAUGUCAUCUCUGUAUGAACUAGAGGAGUGGAGAGAGGCCAUCCACAAACUCACCGGAGAUAACAUAGAAAUGGUUCCUCCAGACCUGCUCACCCUAACCAGCUCCUGUGUCAAACUGAGAAUGACCCAACAGCCUCCCCUUCACAGCAUACUGCCUGGUGAGGAACAGUCUCUAUGUGGGACUCUUAGUGUAGCCGUUCACUCUGCCUGUGGACUACAACAGCCAGCCAGUGUGUAUGUGUGUGUGGAGGUGGAUGGCUUUGAGUUCUAUGAGAGCCAGGCCCAGACCCACUCCUCUGUCAGCAGCCUCAGCCCUCACUGGGAUCAGGAGUUCUCCUUCCAGGUGGAUGGGGCUCAGAACCUCAAGGUGCUGUGUGUGUUGCAGCCAGAGGAAGGAGAGAGCUGUGAGGACCGAGUCCUUUGCAAGACCUCUAUACAGCUGGACCCAGGCCUCCUACAGAAGCGAUGGAGGAGACAGACCCUCUCUCUAGGCCAGGUGGAGGUGACUAUGUCUCUAAAGUACUGCCCUCACCCUCUAGACCCGCCCUGUCUGGUCCCUGCCCAGCAACAGUCCAUCUUCUGCAAGCCCAUUGGAGCUGUGGCACAACAAGAGGGUGUCCUGGUGCCACAUGUGGUGCGUUGCUGUGUGGAGGAGGUGGAACGGAGAGGACUGGAGGAAGUGGGCAUCUAUAGGCUAUCAGCAGCAACCAGUGACAUCACCAACCUCAAGACUGCUUUCAACACCAGUCUGCGUGAGGCAGUGUCCAGGUUGAGGUGUGUAGAUGUGAAUGCUGUCUCAGGUAUACUGAAGCUCUACUUCAGAGAACUCCCUGAACCUCUCAUACCAACAGAACUGUUCCAGAGCUUCACCAAGGCGUUGGACAUCCCAGACCUGAGCUCCAGGAGUGUGACCAUGUUGUCUCUGCUCCAGUCCUGUCCCUCCGUCAACCAAAACACCUUCCUGUUCCUCCUCCACCACCUCAAACGAGUGUCAGACAGACAGAAUGUGAACAAGAUGCCUCUGAUGAACCUGGCCACUGUGUUUGGUCCCAGUCUACUGCGCCCCCCUGUGGCUAUUCUGGGACAGUGCAGCCCGACAGUGGACAUCUCUCAGGAGGUGGAAGUGCAGGUCCAGGUUGUGUAUUUCUAUCUGCAGUGUGACAACCUGCCUGAAGCCCAGACAUGCAUAUCACAUGACACAGAGACCACUGAGGAAGAUGAGACCACCAACAUAUGAACCUUAAACUCCUGGAAACAUCACUGUUGGCCAACAGAGACUCAGGAAAAAAGAGAGAGAGGGGACAUGUAAUCUACAGACAUUGUAAAGAUAAAUAAAUAUAUUUAUUUGUAAA